This is a messenger RNA of Sorghum bicolor (sorghum), 1696 nucleotides long. Its product is annotated as serine/threonine-protein kinase SAPK4. Gene Ontology annotation, biological process: intracellular signal transduction; protein phosphorylation. The transcript has 9 exons. The coding region runs from base 227 to 1306 and encodes 359 amino acids. Gene Ontology annotation, molecular function: protein serine/threonine kinase activity; ATP binding. The record is from RefSeq and is a predicted model, not a curated record. Lineage: Eukaryota; Viridiplantae; Streptophyta; Magnoliopsida; Poales; Poaceae.
AAGCGACACGACCGCGCCCGAGGAGAGCGCACCCCACACCGCCUCCUCCGCCGAGCCACCUGCGCCCGCCGAUUCGUCCAGCUCGCCUCGCGCCCUCGCCCGCUCGCCUAGCUCCCCUGUCUCUUCCCUUCAUCCUCCCCACCUCCUCCCCCGCGACCGUGCUCCCGCAUGCCAGCGCGCUGACCGGCACCGGCGGACGACGGGGGGUCGGGGCCGGGUGGGCAUCAUGGACAAGUACGAGCCUGUUCGGGACAUCGGGUCGGGCAACUUCGGGGUGGCGCGGUUGAUGCGCAACCGCGAGACCCGAGGGCUCGUCGCCGUCAAGCUCAUCGAGCGCGGCCACCGGAUUGACGAGAAUGUGUACCGCGAGAUCGUCAACCACCGGUCGCUGCGGCACCCGAACAUCAUCCAGUUCAUAGAGGUGAUCCUAACACCGACGCAUCUUGCAAUUGUGAUGGAGUAUGCGGCUGGUGGUGAACUAUUUGAUCGAAUUGUCGAUCGUGGGCGAUUUAGCGAGGAUGAGGCCAGGUAUUUCUUCCAGCAGUUGAUCUGUGGAGUGAGCUAUUGCCAUCACAUGCAAAUAUGCCAUAGAGAUUUGAAGCUGGAGAAUGUUCUCUUGGAUGGCAGCCCAGCUCCACGGCUUAAGAUAUGUGAUUUUGGCUACUCCAAGUCAUCAGUACUACAUUCAAGGCCAAAAUCUGCAGUGGGGACGCCAGCAUAUAUUGCACCAGAGGUGCUUUCUCGGCGGGAGUAUGAUGGGAAGCUUGCAGAUGUAUGGUCCUGUGGAGUCACUCUUUUUGUCAUGCUUGUGGGAGCCUAUCCGUUUGAAGAUCAGGAUGAUCCUAAAAAUAUUAGAAAGACGAUUCAGCGGAUAGCAGCAAUUCAAUAUACUAUCCCAGACAACAUUCACAUAUCUGAUGAUUGCAGACAACUCAUUUCACGUAUCUUUGUUAGCAAUCCAUUAAGGAGAAUCACCAUGAGGGAAAUAAAAAACCAUCCAUGGUUUCUAAAGAACUUGCCGAGGGAGCUCACAGAAGCGGUGCAGUUAUCCUACUUCAGGAGGGACAACAGUGUCUCUGCUUUUUCAGAGCAAACAACCGAAGAAAUCAUGAGGAUUGUCAAGGAGGCGAGAACCUUGCCAAAAUCAUUGAGAUCAGGCUAUGGCUACAGUGAAGAAUGCUCAGAUGUGGAGGAAAAUGAAGAGGAGAGCGAACCCAAAGAGGUGGAAGAAGAAGAUGAGUGUGAUAAGAGGGUUAGGGAGGUCCGCGAAAGCGGGGAGCUGGAUAUGACCUCACUGCACAUCUAAAUGCUGCCUGUGACGUGUCUGAAUGUAGAUAAUUGGCUUUAUUGUCUGCUGAAUUUGGUAGAAUGUAUGCAAUUCUGGCGUCAGAUGUAGUAGUCUAUUAAAGCCUUCUCCACCCUGUAAUAUAUUUGUUUUGUUGAACUGUAUGUGUGGUAUAUGGGUUUGUUCUAAAGGAGCAAGGUUGUGUACAGGCACACCUGAUUGUGUUUUUGGAUAGGAAGUUCUACCGUUUGUUUGCACUCUGCAGCAAACAUUUUGGAGUUUGUAAGCUAUAUGUUCGGGCAUAUCCGGUAAAAUUGGAUGAAAUGCUGCAAAUUCUGUCAAAAAAUGAGUUGUGUAACUUUGCAAACAUUGAAGAUAAAAGAAUUUGAAAUCGGGUGUGCAUUUCUUCCA